AUUCUGGUUUAUUGUCAAAUAUAUGUUCUAUGUCCUGUGAGGGAGACCCAGUUCCUGUUUAUACAAGUCAGAUCAAGUUCAUCGUUUUACCUUACGAAACCUAACGUUAUGUGACCGGGAGGCCUUUUUCGUCACAAGUGCUUUCGUAACCGUGACAUAACCAGGACCUAAGGCUUACUUGAUCACGAUUCCGAUGAACAGUUCAACAUCACAAGGAUCAAAGAUGCCGCCUUCUGGACUCAACGGAAGCCAAAACAAACACAUAAAAGUCGGCAUUCUAGAGGUUCAGGGUGCGUUUCAAGAACACAAAGUGGCACUAAUGAGGGCGAAUCAGUGUUUACAAACGACCAUAAAGCUCGAAGUAAUGGAAGUGCGUCAUCCAGACCAUCUAUCCCCCGACAUGGACGGGCUGAUUAUACCGGGAGGGGAGAGCACCACCAUCAGUUUAUUCCUGAAGAGGAACAACAUGGAAGAACCACUCAGGAACUGGAUACAAACAAAGGGCCACGUGGUGUGGGGGACAUGUGCAGGAAUGAUUCUUUUGUCGAAGUGUACAGAAAAUCAAAAGGACGGUGGUCAGCCAACACUGGGAAUGCUAGACACAGUCGUUUCCAGGAACUUUUUCGGACGACAAGUGCAGAGCUUUGAAGCCCAAGUGACAAUCAAAGCACCACUGCUUAUACCAAGUAACACCCAAACAGGCACAUCUGAUUCUAAAUGUCAUGGUGUGUUCAUCCGGGCACCUGCCGUGCUGAAGACGACGAGUUCGGAAAUACAGGUGCUUGCAGUGUUGGAGCGACCAGAACAGAAAGACAGCGUAAUCGUUGCCGUACAACAAGGUGACGUAAUCGCGACAGCUUUUCAUCCGGAGCUAACGGACGACCUUCGUUGGCACUCGUAUUUCCUAAAGAUGAUCGAAAAGGCGAAAGAGCAAGCCUAAUAAAGAGAUAGCUACUGUUGUGUGAGGUCGUUUCACAAGAGUCUACAAUUA
Messenger RNA from Mizuhopecten yessoensis (Yesso scallop), 991 nucleotides. RefSeq names its product pyridoxal 5'-phosphate synthase subunit PdxT-like. Bases 194 to 940 code for a protein of 248 amino acids. Gene Ontology annotation, molecular function: glutaminase activity. Gene Ontology annotation, cellular component: glutaminase complex; cytosol. Lineage: Eukaryota; Metazoa; Mollusca; Bivalvia; Pectinida; Pectinidae. The transcript is spliced from 3 exons. Gene Ontology annotation, biological process: pyridoxal 5'-phosphate biosynthetic process; pyridoxine metabolic process. The record is from RefSeq and is a predicted model, not a curated record.